UACAAUAGUUUGGAGUGUCUGACCCUUGAGAAAUUAUAAGUAACGUGAAAAUUAAUCGAAAAUAAUUUCAUUUAAUAAAAAUGACGAGUAUAUUAAGGAAUUCAUUCCUAACAGCACAACUGCCUAAUUUGGCAUUUAAAAGAUUUAGAGGAAAAAUAAAUAUCCAGCACCCAAGGAAGCCACAUUUUCACAGAGCACUUAUUAUAGCUAUGACAAAGCCUAUAUACCCGAAAAGGGAACGAGUUAUUCCAUGUCCAAUAGAUGAGUCAAAAUUCAAGAAGAAGGCAGUAGAAGUAAAUCCAUACGAAGUGAUUUUGGCAAAGGAAGCUCGAAAUUGGUUUGAUCAAUCUAAAAUGGUUGGUAUUGUACAUAUAAAUCCAAUCAAUGGCGAAGAGUACUUCAAAGCAGCUGUUGCUUUACACAAACAAGGCAUGAAGAUCAAAAAGUACGGAAAUUCACUUCUUAAACUAGCCCUCCAGGACACAAAGUACGAAUGCAUCAUGGAACUCAAUAAAAACAAGUUUUUUUCGACUGGCUUCAUUUUCUGUACAGAACAUAAUAAAGUUACUACAAUGUUGAAAGUGCUGAAAAAGAUUCCUCAAAUGACAUUACUCUGUGGAAUCGCUGAAGGUCAAUUGCUGUCCAAAAAUGAAUUUGUUGCAUAUGGAAACAUGCCAGAUAUUCAAAUUAUACGAUCACAAUUUGUCAACGUCCUCAAUUUAGCCGGAAGUCAGCUCGUACAAAAUCUUCAAAGUCAUCAAUUAAAUUUGGUCAACAUACUUGAUGCUCAUGCUCGUAAAAACACGAAAAGCGAUGAUGUUAAGGAAGUAAAAAAUGAAAAUAUUGAGCCAACAGAAUCGUGAAUAUGUUAAUUAAUAAUAGUAGAAUUAAUAAAUUGAAUUAAAAG
Chironomus riparius is the source of this 907-nucleotide messenger RNA. Lineage: Eukaryota; Metazoa; Arthropoda; Insecta; Diptera; Chironomidae. The record is from the annotation of a GenBank genome assembly.